AGAAACUACCGAGAGCGUGAACAGCUAGACAAGCGAGUACUCAUAAUCAUGGGUACUUUUUACAUAUUUGUAAUUGUUUUAAUUUUAAAUAGUGAUACGGCUUUCGGCGGAUAUUGUCCUUCAGUCCGAACAGAAUAUGCAAAGACAUAUAGGCAUUGUGGCACUUGGGGUUGGGGUAGGUGUACAACGUAUAGACCAUAUACUGUGCCAACUCAAGUAUGCUGCCCUGGGUGGAAGGGUCCUAGUUGUUCAAUAGCAAUAUGCAAUAAUCCGUGUGAAAAUGGUGGAAGAUGUACUAAACCCAACAUUUGUGAAUGUCCAUUAGGAUUUGAUGAGCAUACGCAGUGUACAACAAAGAUAUGCUCUUACAAACUCCCCUGUUACCCCGGAACAUGCAGUUUACCAAAUACUUGCAAAUGCUUUAACGGUUUUACCGAUUCUUUUAAAGGAUGCCUUACUUUUUCAAGAGAAAACAACCCACCUGUCAUAAGAGAAUGCGAAAUUACAUUAGCAAAGAUUCGAAGAACUAAUCAGAAACAGCAAUUUUACUUCAGCAUACCUUGCUCCGACGGAUCUAAAAAGGACAUAAUAUGGUGCAAUCAGGAAUUGUUCAAUUAUGCUAAGUUUACAAUGAAGUCCAUAUACCCUAAACUCCCAAGUUUGCCGCCUCCGCCGGAUUAUGUUCACAGACAUGGCUUUGGAAUUGUUUUCAGCGGAAUAAAUGUCAAACACACAAAAUAUCCAAGGACUGGUGACACCAAUAAAAGGUUUGUUGCUAAGGACACGGACUAUAACUGCAAUGUCUCAUCAGAUAUGUCGCCACAAGAGGAUAUUUCAUCCUGUCAACAGAUAGAAGAAAAUUAUGAAAUCAAUAUAGAACACGACGACUACUUAACCGUGACCUACACUACAAAAAGUGGCGGAUUUCGGACGCUUUUUAACAAAGAUACAAAGACAAAUGUCCAAACAGAAAUCUAUAAAGGUCAAAUGGCUACCAAAGUAAUAGAAUUUAAGUUUGAUUUCAUUGCACCUGAACACUGUUCUUCAAUCGGAUCCAAAAACAAAUGUAGCAACGGAGAAAAACCAAUCAAUGUUGGAAAUGAUAUAACGGAGAAACCUAUUAACAUCAGUUGGGAUGGAUGGUCGGACUCUUUAUCUGGAAUUGCUUACUACUACCUUGAGGUCUUCAAGUUGGAACCAAAUAUACACAAUGACCUUACAGAAAUAGAGCCAUUGAAGCCAAUUUAUCAAUUCAAGACAAACGAAACGUCUUCUAUAGACUUUCCAACCUAUCUCCCUCCGAAAACAGGAAUGUAUUCAAUACUUUUACAAGUAUCAGACAAGGCUAAUAACUCUAAAAUUGCAAGGAGAUUGGUUCUUUAUGACAACGACUCUUCUAUAACCUUAACUAAACCUGCCUUUAAUCCUAAUAUGCCGAUAAACGUUUCAGACGUGAAAAUUGGAGAUGGUGGUAUGCAUGUAAUAACUGCUAUACCAGAAACAGGUUACAUGUGGCAGACUUCAAAUAAUAAGACUAAAACGCGGAUUGUUUUGGACUAUAAAAACCACUUUGUUAACAAAAUUUAUGACCAAGGGAAACUACUAAACCCAGUUUUGAAGUACCCUACACAAUUUGCUGAACUGCAAGAUGACGGUGUCCUGCGAAGCAAAAAAUAUGUGAAUCUAACAGAUAACGAAGGAGCAAGGACACGCAGCGCUAUUCCGAAUAUACAUGGUAUUGUUAAAUUUGAAAUCAACCGUGUAUACACUGAUAAUAGACAGGAGCCAACAUCAGGCUGGAUAAAGCACGAUUUAUCUGAAAAAUACGAAAUCAAUGAACAACUUGAUGAUGGGAGUCAUGUUAGGUUAUGGGUUCGAGCAACGGAUAUAAUGAACCACACCCGUGCCGAUUACACAGAAGUGCAUGUAGAUAACACACCUCCGAGAGUUGCUAAUGACCAUUUUCAAGAAAAUAUCGUUAAUGGAACAUAUACACACACAUCAAGAAUAACAUUUGAUGCAUCAGAUGGUGACAGUGGUGUGCAUCAGAUAAAAUAUAAACUGUAUGUGGAAAAUAACACAAGUGAACAGGGCAGCGGAUCAAUUCCAGCCAACAGAAAUAAUGCAUCUGACGCUUGUGGAAGGAUUCCAUUUUGUAAUUGCGUGCUACAGACAUGCUUCCUUGUUCCUCAGAAGUUAGAUAUUGAUAACUGCUGGUUCCUUGUACCGAAAGAAGAUUUAAAUAAAUCUGCAAGGAUAGAAGUCGAAGUUUACAAUCAAGCGCUUCUUUUCAAGACAUUUACAAAACAGAUCAAACAACUGACAGAUCUAAAUGGACUAGAAGAAUACUCCGGCCCAACUAAUAUUCGAGUACAGAAGAACUUUGCUGGAGGAGUAAGGCUUGUGUGGGAUUUGCCUAAAACUGCUUCAUGCUAUGGAAGAGCGGAUAUCGAUGUCAUCAUAUAUAACUCAGAUGGAACAUUAAGAGUGGUGAAAGUUUACAAUGAAGGGACGUCUGUCGACCUAGUUGGACUUCAACCUGACUCAGACUACAGUAUAUCAUUAAAACUUGGUUACAAAGGAACACAGUUGGCUGCACUUCCUUACACAUUUAAGACUGCUCCAAAGGAAAAUUACCUGUCUGGUGGGGCUAUUGCAGGCAUUCUUGUCAGCAUCUUGGCCAUACUAGGAAUUCUGAUUGCAAUAUUUGUGGUUCUUUUGAGAAGAGGCCACAUGAAACCUGUACGACGACGUCUUGAUGCAAUGUCGAUAAAAUAUAGGAAAACUGUCGCUGGAAACAGAUCAAGAGCUAAACAAAAUGAUUAUGUAUCUAGUAACGCUGAUUCGUUAUAUAUGUAUGGAGAGAUGGAUUUUAAGGACAUACAAAAUUGGCAGUUGGAUCGAGAUGAUGUGGUGUUAGAUUCCUUGCUGAAAUCAGGAAGCUUUGCUGACAUCUACUUGGCAAAACUAAGAUCAACGAACGAAACAGUGGUGGCCAAGACGCUGAAACAAAACUACUCCGAGCAUGAUGAGUUCCUGAUGAAGGCAAAGAUAAACUUUAACUCCGUUGUUGUUGGCAAGAACGAAAAUGUAUUGCAUUUCAUAGGGGCAGUUGUGUCCGAAACAAACAUUGGACCAUUUAUUAUCUACGAGUAUUGCUCGAAUGGACAGAUGCGAGACUAUUUGGAAACAAUGAAAUAUAAUAUUACUGUUGAAACUCUUGAACGCCAACUGAGAUUUGGACUUGGAGUCGUCCGUGGGAUGGAAUAUCUUGCACAAAGAAAGAUAGUUCAUCGCCGCUUAGCAGCUCGCAAUGUCCUCCUCGAUGCUGAACUUAACCCACAAAUAACAGGAUUCGGGCCGCAACCAGAAGAAAAGGACGAUGGAGAUAGCACUAAGAGGGAGAGAAUACCAUUGAAAUGGAUGGCCCCAGAAUGUCUAAAAUCAACGGUAGAUGCGACUGAAAAAAGUGAUGUUUGGUCAUUUGGAGUCGUUCUUUGGGAGAUAUUUACUUUUGGCGAGAGUCCAUACGGAAAUAUAAGAGGCCGUGAAUUGCCGGCUAAGCUGAAAGGUGGCUACCGUCUUCCAAAACCUGAACAGUGCGAUGACAAAUGGUAUGGUGUUAUGAAGCAAUCAUGGGAAGAAAACCCAAAGAAGCGACCAACGUUCAAGGAGAUACGAAAUACACUGGAUGAGUUAUUUGUCGCCGCACCCACCGACGAUUACUACUAUUAUAGAAAGUAAAGUGCAAGGACUGUUGUGAAAAAAACUUGAUUCAUCUUCCACUACUUCAAUAACUGUUUUAUUGACUUAUGAGUAUUGACAUAAUACUAGCUAUAUUUUCCUGUAAAUACGCCUUUAGUUUUUCAUCGUUAAUGUGAUGAUACAAGGAAGUUGGACAAGAAACGCAAUAUAAAUAUGAAAAGUAAAAUACAUGCAAUUAUCUUUUUAUUGUGUGUGUGUGUGUGUGUUUUAUAUAGACAUUUUACUUGUUAACAUUCAGAAAAGCAACAUAUUCAAAGGUAAAAAUGUACCACAUUUUUGUUGUAUGUUUGGUACACCAUAUGUAUCCAUAUGUAAAACAUAUUUGUUUCGUAUGUGUUGAAAAACAUGUGUUUAAGAACAUUUGUUUUUCAUAAUUAUGUAAGGUUAACAUAUGUUAAACAGGACCAUAUGAAAAACAUGACAACAAACAUAUGUUAUUUUUAUUACCUCCCUUUAUUUACAUGAAAUGUUAAAUUUUGUAAUAUCUUUAUAAAUUAUGCUUUUUGGAACUUACGAAAUUGAUAAAUCUUUAAUUUGAGCAUCAUAUUUAUGAUUAAACCCAUAAAAAAUUGUGUUACAAGAUCUUUAAAGAUUUAUCAAUUUUGUAAGUUCCAAAAGCAUUAUUUAUCAAAAAAAAUAUUACCAAAUUUUACAUUUCAUGUAAAUAAAGGGAGGUAUAAAAAGUUUAUUUUCUAUUAAGUCUAAGUCAAAUUUUUCAAUAAGAAAUGAAUGUAUAUAUUUCAAAGUUUACAUAUAAUAUGUACAAAUAUUUGCAGUGUAUAUUUUACAUAUUUUUUGAUGUUUGAAAAUUGUUUGGUGUGAUGUUGAACACUUAGCUAUACUUGUUAAAUUCUUAUGAAUUAUCAAGUUCAAACAAACCAAACUCUGGAACACAAUGAAAAACAUGAUUCAUUUGAAUACAUAUGUGAAAAGCAUAAGUUUAUACCAUAAAUGUAACAUACAGUGUCCUUUUCUUGGAGAAACACUGUUUCCUACGAUAUGAAAAAAUAUGUUAUUCAUGUGUUUCCAUAUGAAAACAUUAGAAAAAAAUGUGUCUUCACCAUAUGUUAAACAUAUGGGGUACUUUUUCUUGGAGACACCAUAUGUUUCUUCCACAUGUAAAACAUGUAUGUAACAUACGUUUAACAUGUGGUACAUUUUUACCUGUGUAUAAGAAUUGUAUUGUAAUGAUAAUAAACUAAUGUUGACAUCUGUUCAUAACCAAUCUAUGUUACUUAAUGUUGUUAAUUAUAUAUUGAAUGCGAAGUUUGUUCCAUAUGCUUGCACGUGUUGUUAUAAUAAUAAUGUCGCUUUAUUAAGCAUC
Messenger RNA from Ruditapes philippinarum (Manila clam), 5089 nucleotides. RefSeq lists its product as uncharacterized. Gene Ontology annotation, biological process: protein phosphorylation; cell surface receptor protein tyrosine kinase signaling pathway; multicellular organism development. The coding region runs from base 49 to 3744 and encodes 1231 amino acids. The transcript is spliced from 25 exons. The record is from RefSeq and is a predicted model, not a curated record. Gene Ontology annotation, molecular function: ATP binding; protein binding; transmembrane receptor protein tyrosine kinase activity. Gene Ontology annotation, cellular component: signaling receptor complex. NCBI's taxonomy places the organism in Eukaryota, Metazoa, Mollusca, Bivalvia, Venerida, Veneridae.